ACUCCAUAAACAAUGAUCUCUGUUUUGUUUGUUUUUUCUGUUCUCUUUGGAGAAGAUAGAGAAACGGCAACAUACAAACCCACAGAUGUCAUUCUCAUUAACUGUGGCACUGCCUUCAACACCAUCGACAGCCGAGGCCGAACCUGGACGCCGGAGCAGCCGAAGGUAUUUGCGUGGAAUUCAGUCAACGUGUCAUUCCCUUCAAAGGCUUCCGAAAGUGAACUUUUGUGGAAAGACGUUCCUGCGGUGCCUUACAAGACGGUUCGAAUAUUCCGAUCCAAAUUUACUUACAGUUUUACAGUCUCUUCCGGCUGGAAAUUCCUCCGGUUGUAUUUCUUUCCGAGCCGUUACAGAUCGGAUUUCGACGCCGUCAAGUCCUUCUUCACCGUCACCGUCAACGGGUUCACUCUCCUCAAGAACUUCAGCGUAAAUUCUUCCGACUCAGGUCGUCUAAUCAAGGAGUUUAUUGUCCCUGUUUUGGGUGGAAGCAAGACGCUGAAUCUCACAUUUAGGCCGUCACCAAACUCGUUAGCUUUCAUCAACGGUCUGGAGAUUGUCUCCAUGCCUGACCGGUUUUACACAAAGGGAGGCUUUGAUGACAACAUAACAGAUGUUGGUAGCAACGGUGACUUUAAGAUAGACGAUACGACAGUACUCGAGACGGUGUACCGAGUCGACGUUGGCGGAGGUAUGAACGUCAAAGACACAGGAAUGUUCCGACAGUGGCUUCCCAAUUACGGUUCCCCACUUGGGGAUUCGGGGAAUGUGUAUAUAAUGGAUUUUACGAUCAACUAUACGGAGAAAACACCGGCCUAUGUUGCGCCAAGGGAAGUGUACACAACUCUUUACGUGAGACCGGACGCCAAGGACCACAUGAAUUUGAAUUGGACGUGGCUCUUCCCGGUCGACGCUGGAUUCAACUACCUCGUUAGGCUUCAUUUCUGUGAGACUAUGGUGAAAAUAACAAAACCCGGCCAACGCAUGUUUUCUAUCAUCAUUGGAAAUCAGAUUGCUAAGGCUGAGACCGACGUGAUUUUAUUGAGCGGUGGCCCUCUGAUUCCGAUGUAUCUAGAUUUCAGGACACUUUUGGCUUCAAACACAAGCAAAACUGGAGAGAGAGUUAAUCUACGACUCGAUUUGUGUCCCAACCAGUAUUCUUACGACGCUAUUCUGAAUGGUAUAGAGAUCUUUAAGCUUAAUGACUCUAGGGGUAAUCUCGCCGGACAGAAUCUUGUUCCAAUUAAUCCAAUAAUGUUGGGAGGUGACGGCAAGCUAGAUGUUUUUCUUAUAAUCAUCUUAGCCGUUUGUUCUGCCAUUGGGCUGGUGACUUUCUUUAUUGUCGCCAUCUUGUUGGUCAAAAGGAAGAAAAGGAAGGACAAUAGAGCCGGCACGUUCAAGGUACUGCUAAAACAGUACACUUAUGCAGAACUAAAGAAAAUCACCAAAUCAUUUUCACACACACUUGGGAAAGGAGGAUUUGGAACUGUCUACAGAGGGAAGCUUUCUAACGGUGUUAAGGUUGCAGUAAAGGUCAUGCAGGAUUUAAAGGGAACUGGUGAAGAUUUUAUCAAUGAAGUCACUAGUAUGAGCCAGACAUCUCAUGUAAACAUUGUUUCUCUGCUUGGCUUCUGCUACGAAGGUUCCAAAAGAGCAAUUGUGUAUGAGUUUUUGAAGAAUGGGUCUCUCGAUCAAUUCAUAUCUAGAGAGAAUUCGUCGACUCAGGAUGUGAAAACAUUAAAUAAAAUCGCGCUAGGCAUUGCUCAAGGAUUGGAAUAUUUGCACUAUGGUUGCAAAACAAGAAUCGUGCAUUUCGACAUUAAACCACAAAACAUUCUCUUAGAUGACAAUCUUUGUCCUAAGGUCUCAGACUUUGGACUUGCUAAGCUCUGUGAGAAAAGAGAAAGCAUUGUGUCAUUGAUAGACACAAGAGGAACUAUAGGUUAUAUUGCACCUGAGGUAUUCUCAAGAACUUACGGCGGAGUCUCUCAUAAAUCAGAUGUGUAUAGUUAUGGAAUGUUGGUCCUGGAGAUGGUUGGAGCUAAGAACAAAGAAAUAGUAGAAACCGCUGCCUCCAAUACAAGUUUGGCUUACUUUCCGGAAUGGAUUUAUAAGGAACUUGAAAAUGCAGAACAAACAUGGAGAUUUGGUGAUGAAAUAACCAGAGAAGAAAAAGAAACUGCAAAAAAGAUGGUCUUGGUUGGUCUUUGGUGUAUUCAACCAUGCCCAUUGGAUCGUCCUCCCAUGAACAAAGUGGUCGUCAUGAUGGAUGGAAGUUUGGAUGCUCUUGAAAUACCCCCUAAUCCUUCGAUGCAUAUUUCCAGAGGGUUCAUUGCGGAAUGUUCUUCGCUUUCUGAUGGCGGAGAAAUAAUUCGAGCAGUUGAUUCGGCCAAUACUUAGCAUGUGCAGCUGUACAAUGGAGAUGGUCCAUACAUCCCAGGUUUAAAUAUCAUUGCUGUUCUUCGAGUGGAAAUAUUUUAAUGGUGUUUUACUGGUUUGAGUGAUUGAGCUUUUUGUUUCUGGAAACUUAACGGUGCAUCUGUUGCAACAUAAAGCAAUAUAUCAGAUAUAUACCAUAAUUUAUUAAAUACAUUGAUUUGUCAAUAAUAGAAUAUAUACUAUCAAAAUAGAAGAACACAAUUUUCUCACUGUGUAAAUUUUAUAAUUAAAUCGUAUUAACUUUUUGAAAGUACAAGUGUUUUAUGUUUA
Molecule: messenger RNA, 2706 nt
Organism: Eruca vesicaria subsp. sativa (arugula)
Lineage: Eukaryota; Viridiplantae; Streptophyta; Magnoliopsida; Brassicales; Brassicaceae
Source: the annotation of a GenBank genome assembly